CCUCCUCCCUCCUCCUUUCCCUUUAUCACUCCCGAUGCCUCCGCUUCUCUCUUCUCCUUCGUUAUCUUCUCAGCACAACACCACCACCGAAAUAAAAAUUCCCCAAAAAAGUAUUUUUUUUAUAUGAACAACUGUGUACCGAAACCUCUCCCAACUCUCUCGAAUCUCGUUCUCCAAACUCAAAUUAUAUUUUACCAAACAGAAACUUAUCAUCUCAACACAUAAAUACUAUUAUUAUUAAUAAUAUUACGUUUUGUUCGUCUAUAAUUUAUGCCAAUGGCUCAUGACAGUUCUGAUCGAUUGCCCUCUACUGACUCAGCCGAGGUGUUCAACGUUCUGGUUCUGGAUCGCAACAACCACCUUGCUAAUCCGAAUGCUUUGACUAAUAAGGAUUUGGUUACCGUUGGUUCCUUGCAGGAUGGUUCACAUCAGUCUGGAUUCGUGCAAUCUGUGGUUGACUCUAAGACAACCUAUUUGUCCAAUGCCUAUUCUCCUGACGCACAGUUCUAUCAAGAAGCUCACAAGCAGGGUUCAUUGCUUCCAUAUGUUAAUGCCAAGGGUUUGGACAAUGGUUUUCAUGACAUCUAUAAUGAAAAUGAAUCUCUUGGAUUUCAUGGUUUUGGGCAUACCCCACAAAUGUCACAAAGAGCUCAUACUCCGGUUUCAUCUGAUCUGCCUCCUAUUGGAGAUCCUAGCUGUCUGUCCAAUUCAAGGCAUUUUGUCACCUUAGAUUCAUCUUAUCAUCAUCCAUCAGUUCCCCGAAAUAGUCCACAUGUUACUUCGAAGGCCCAAAUUUCUCAUUUUGAGUUUCCUGUAAAUAUUGAGCAACAAGUGGAUGGAAAAAGAUUUGGGCUGAGACCCUAUUACCUUCCUCAAUUAGGAUCAUUUGGUGGAGAAAGCAACUUAUUUGGAAGCUCAAGCAGUCUUUGCUCCUCAUAUCAAGGGUCUGAUCGGUUUGCGGUUGGUGGAUUCUGCCCAGACAUGUCAAAGCCUUUUAAUGGGAAGAGUUCUUUGUUUCAUCCAUCAUAUCCAACAGCUUCUCCAAAACGAGUUGGUUCACUAGAGAUUUCUUCAAACGACCUUGCAAUGUUAAGUCAUAUGCAGGCUUUUUUUCAAAAAGGAUCAUUUAAUGGGCUUGGUUCUUGUUCUGGCUUCAACUCGAGAGGCUACAGUGGUAACCAAAGUGAUCAAAGUGCUUGUCAUGGCAUAGUUUCCACUUCUAGUUUAGGAAUAAGUGGUCAUAACUGGCCUACACUUGAUGAAGCAAGACAAGGAGGGAGCUGCAACGACUUCUCAUGCAGUUGUACUGUAACACUUGAUACACUAAGUGAGCGUAACAGGGGACCUAGAGCAUUUAAGCCUAAAACUCAUAUAACUACCAAGGGUUAUAUUGUUGAUAGCUGCAAGAAUGGAACAGCUAAUGACAUUACCAAUGGAUUGUACAACCGACAGAAUUUUGCCACUGAUUAUGAGGGUGCCAAGUUCUUUGUAAUCAAGUCUUAUAGUGAAGAUAAUGUUCACAAGAGUAUAAAGUACGGUGUCUGGGCAAGCACCCCGAUGGGCAACAAAAAAUUGGAUACUGCUUAUCAUGAGGCAAAAGCUAAACAAGGAACAUGGCCUGUCUUUCUCUUAUUUUCGGUGAAUGCAAGUGCUCAGUUUUGUGGAGUAGCUGAGAUGGUGGGACCUGUUGACUUCGAUAAAAGUGUGGAUUAUUGGCUUCAGAAUAAGUGGUCUGGGCAAUUCCCUGUAAAGUGGCACAUUAUUAAAGAUGUUCCCAAUAGUCAGUUCCGCCACAUUCUGCUUGAAAGUAAUGACAACAAGCCAGUUACUAACAGUAGAGAUACUCAAGAGGUUGAAUUCGAACAGGGUAUUGAGACGAUAAACAUUUUCAAAAACUAUGAAGGUCGUUCUUCCAUCCUAGAUGAUUUCUAUUUCUAUGAAGAGCGACAGAAAGCAAUGCAGGAAAGGAAGGCCAGGCAGCUAACUACCCUAGUGGUUUCUGGCGAUUUAGUUCGCGAUGCACCGAACCUCGUCUCACUCCCUAAUGAUUUCGUAAAGAAAAUGUCCAAGAGCUUUGCCGAAGUUCUUUUGUUAAACGAGAACGAGAAAGCAGGCGGAGCAGCAGCUAAAAAGGUGCUAUCUGCUGCUUGUGGAGGCCAUGGUAGAUAGCUGCAACCACAAAUUCGGCCAACAACAAAACGAAUAUUAUCGGCUAAAAAGGUUCUUUAAUAUUUCUCUGUCCCGCUAUAACUCCCUUUAUGGAUUUUAUUUGUUUAGAUUAGAAAGACAUAUUAUGAAGAAGUCCAUAAGAUAGACUCGGGUUCAUAACUAAAUACCGUAUGCAUGCAAUAUAUAUACAAUAUGUAUACCGC
Molecule: messenger RNA, 2372 nt
Organism: Hibiscus syriacus
Lineage: Eukaryota; Viridiplantae; Streptophyta; Magnoliopsida; Malvales; Malvaceae
Product: YTH domain-containing protein ECT3-like
Exons: 8
Coding region: 271-2169 (632 amino acids)
Biological process (GO): mRNA destabilization
Cellular component (GO): cytoplasm
Molecular function (GO): mRNA binding
Source: RefSeq, a predicted model, not a curated record